AUCCACUCCUGACACAGAUGUUGGCAAAAGGACAAACAUGGCAUUUGAAACGACACUUUAUACAGCAGCUGGUUUACUGCUGUUAAUAGAGGUCAGGGGAAGGUGCUGACGGAGUCUUUGGAAAGUACCUCAACCUCCCUGACAAGAAGGAAGGGAAGGUGCUGACGGAAUCUUUGGAAAGUACCUCAACCUCCCUGACACAGGUGAAGGUGGAAGGACACAAGCAUUGAGAUUGAACAUUUGAAAACACUCUUGUAGACAGCAUGGAAAGGCAAAUGAGGCCAGCGAGUUAUGACAUGAGUGGACAACGCAGAGCUUUAUUGCUAAUUGUCAGGGACAAGGAGAAGAUGAAGAGUAACCGUUGCAGUUUUGAAGUUGACCGUCAAACAAUGGAGACGUUUUUUGAGGGGUGUGGUUUCCAGUAUCGCAGUGUGCUGGACGAAACAGCUCAGGAAAUGAAGGAGGAAGUAAUAAACUUCAGAAACAGCAUCAACAGGAGCAGCGGGAACAUCAGCUGUGUGUUUGUGGUGACUUCGUCUCACGGACACCGGGACGUCAUCAUAGGUGCAGAUAAAAAGACCCUGGCAGUAAAAGAUAUAAUCGAACCGUUUGGAGACGAGCUGUGUCCCAAGAUGAAGGGGAAACCUAAGGUCUUCAUCAUAGAUGCCUGCAGGGGGAGUAACCAUGAUACUGGAGUUCACUUUGAUUCUGCUGCUGAUGAAAAACGAUCAAAGGAAGCCAUGGCCACAAAAGAGUACCGGUCCACUCGGGUGCCACCGUGCAUCAAUGACAUGCUGGUUGCAUAUGCAGCCAUGACAGAUUACGUGGGCAUGAUGAUCAGCACCUUUGGGUCACAUAUGAUUUACAACAUUAGUCAAGUGUUUUCCUCACCUGGUGCAGCAGAAGAACAUGUCUACAACUUGUUUGUGAAGGCCAACGCAAAGAUGGUGGCAACACCCGUAGAUGUCACAGUCGAUGAAGGGAAGCCGACUCAGAGAACGGAACGUCGUAAAAUAAUUAUGACAAUGGAAUCCACCCUCAGGAAAACCCUUUACUUGAGAAGUUCAAAUGACUCUGGUGUUAAAACUAUUGAACAGAAGGGAAGGAAGUAGAUUUAUUUGAGCUUCCUGUUCUCAGCAUUACAUGUUAUUUCCUUGCUCUAUUUGUCUACAAGAUCUUCCCAUUGUAAUAUUCCUCCAUUUCUUUGGGCAUUUUAAGAAAUUCUUAAACCAGUAGUCAAAUAAAUGUACAGAUUCUUCAGUGGUCACUAACCUUUAAUCUACCACUCAGAUGUUUGUUUUUUUAAACACGACUUUAAAAAAAUCUUGAGCCUUAACAUGAACCAUUUAAAGACAGGAGCAUUGGGGUUUGUGCAGUAGGCAAGGCACAAUGCAUUAUCAUUGCAUAUUGGCUUAGAAUUGCCCUGCCAAUGCUGUUCUUCACAGACCAUUUUGAAGUUUAUAUGAUAAAUGUGUAGGUAUAUACACAUCACCACGUGUUGUAUGACAUGUGAGACACAGCUGAGUGAGCGUGGUCAUUUCUGUUCUACUGGUCUGAUGGCCUGCAGUCUGAGGGGAGAGAGGGAAGAGGCUGCCUCUCAUCUGACUCACCGUCUCUCUGCUCUCCCUCCCUCCCGUUAGAAAAGGGGACACAGCUGAGUGAGCGUGGUCAUUUCUGUUCUACUGGUCUGAUGGCCUGCAGUCUGAGGGGAGAGAGGGAAGAGGCUGCCUCUCAUCUGACUCACCGUCUCUCUGCUCUCCCUCCCUCCCGUUAGAAAAGGGGACACAGCUGAGUGAGCGUGGUCAUUUCUGUUCUACUGGUCUGAUGGCCUGCAGUCUGAGGGGAGAGAGGGAAGAGGCUGCCUCUCAUCUGACUCACCGUCUCUCUGCUCUCCCUCCCUCCCUUUAGAAAAGGGGACACAGCUGAGUGAGCGUGGUCAUUUCUGUUCUACUGGUCUGAUGGCCUGCAGUCUGAGGGGAGAGAGGGAAGAGGCUGCCUCUCAUCUGACUCACCGUCUCUCUGCUCUCCCUCCCUCUCUUUAGAAAAGGGGACACAGCUGAGUGAGCGUGGUCAUUUCUGUUCUACUGGUCUGAUGGCCUGCAGUCUGAGGGGAGAGAGGGAAGAGGCUGCCUCUCAUCUGACUCACCGUCUCUCUGCUCUCCCUCCCUCCCUUUAGAAAAGGGGACACAGCUGAGUGAGCGUGGUCAUUUCUGUUCUACUGGUCUGAUGGCCUGCAGUCUGAGGGGAGAGAGGGAAGAGGCUGCCUCUCAUCUGACUCACCGUCUCUCUGCUCUCCCUCCCUCCCGUUAGAAAAGGGGACACAGCUGAGUGAGCGUGGUCAUUUCUGUUCUACUGGUCUGAUGGCCUGCAGUCUGAGGGGAGGGACGGAAGAGGCUGCCUCUCAUCUGACUCACCGUCUCUCUGCUCUCCCUCCCUCCCUUUAGAAAAGGGGACACAGCUGAUGGUGAAACUCAAGAGCGUUAUUUCUGCCUCCAUGUUGUUACUCCUGUGACCAGAGGAAGUGAAAUAUUCCUCCACAUUAAAAAGACUGCAGUGCUGGUUGUAGCGUCAGUGGAAGUAGGAUGAAAGUCGUGCAUAACAGCAAACAUGAACUUCCUCAUAAAAACAGCAGCUCUUUGCUGUCUUCAGUGAGUCUCUCUAGUUGUGGUUUUAAACGUUUUUAAAAUCUCACGGUGUAAACGGUGCUUUUCGAGGCUUCGGUCUGUAGUCUACGGCUCCGAGGAAACUGUGCAGACACAGUGAUUGGUCAGCGUUAGGCCUAUAGGUGCACUUCAUUUGCUCUCUGGGCCUGCCGGGUAGGCGGAGUUUUACCUUCAGACACAAGAAAUGGUUCAAAAUGGGAACACUUUGCCUUCCCUGACGCGAAGGCUGCUGAAUCAAGUGCACCUAAACGCCAACAGUGUCAAACAAAAAAAUAUAUAAUAUAGCGCUUUAUCCACAGAGUUUCUAAACCCAGAGGCGCAACAUCGGGAGACUUCUGUGAACACUUGUGAAACAGAUGAAACAGACCAGACCGGGGAAACAGACCGGGGAAACAGACCAGACCGGGGAAACAGACCAGACCUGGGGAAACAGACCAGAACUGGGGAAACAGACAAGACCUGGGGAAACAGACCAGACCGGGGAAACAGACCAGACCGGGGAAACAGACCAGACCGGGGAAACAGACCAGACCUGGGGAAACAGACCAGACCGGGGGAAACAGACCAGACCGGGGAAACAGACCAGACCUGGGGAAACAGUCCAGACCGGGGGAAACAGACCAGACCUGGGGAAACAGACCAGACCUGGGGAAACAGACCAGACCUGGGGAAACAGACCAGACCGGGGAAACAGACCAGAC
Molecule: messenger RNA, 3364 nt
Organism: Oncorhynchus kisutch (coho salmon)
Lineage: Eukaryota; Metazoa; Chordata; Actinopteri; Salmoniformes; Salmonidae
Product: caspase-14
Exons: 6
Coding region: 264-1112 (282 amino acids)
Biological process (GO): proteolysis
Molecular function (GO): cysteine-type endopeptidase activity
Source: RefSeq, a predicted model, not a curated record